Molecule: messenger RNA, 2962 nt
Organism: Propithecus coquereli (Coquerel's sifaka)
Lineage: Eukaryota; Metazoa; Chordata; Mammalia; Primates; Indriidae
Gene: PIDD1
Product: p53-induced death domain protein 1
Exons: 16
Coding region: 131-2890 (919 amino acids)
Biological process (GO): DNA damage response; apoptotic process; signal transduction
Molecular function (GO): protein binding
Source: RefSeq, a predicted model, not a curated record
CAUUGGCGCGGAGCGCGCGGACCGGCGCCGGGGCCUGGGCUCCACCUGGAGGCAGCCUCCCUGGGCCCUGCCUGAUCAGGCCUGCCUGCGUGCCAGGACAUGUCUGGCCCCCGAGGACAGUUGGUGGGUGAUGGCUGCAGUGGUGGAGGGGCUGGAGCCCGAGGCAGCUGCUGCAGAAGACGCAGCCAGAGAUGCUGUGCAGGCGGUGGAGGCCGGGCCCGGGGCGCCUCCUCUCCUGGUCGGGGGCAACCGGCUGAGCUUCGACCUGCACCCUGGGGGCUGCCACCGGCUGCUGCACCUGUGUGCCCAGCAGCUCCCUCAGCUGCUCCAGGUGGAGUUCUUGCGGCUGAGCACCCACGAGGACCCUCAGCUGCUGGAGGCCACCCUGGCCCGGCUGCCUUGGUGCCUGCCCCGCCUCCGCUCCCUGGUCCUCAAAGGAGGGCAGUGCCGGGACACGCUGGGAGCCUGCCUCCGGGGCGCCCUGACCACCCUGCCCGCUGGCCUGAGCGGCCUGGCCCGCCUGGCCCACCUGGACCUGAGCUUCAACAGCCUGGAGAAGCUGCCGGGGUGUGUCCUGCAGAUGCGUGGCCUGGACGCUCUCCUGCUUUCUCACAACCGCCUCUCCGAGCUGCCGGAGGCUCUGGGGGCCCUCCCUGCCCUCACCUUCCUCACCGUGACACACAACUGCCUGCAAACGCUGCCCACAGCUCUGGGGGCCCUGUCCACCCUACAGCGCCUCGAUCUCUCUAAGAACCUUCUAGACACUCUACCCCCGGAGAUUGGAGGCCUGAGCAGCCUCAGUGAGCUCAAUCUGGCCUCCAACCGGCUGCAGAGCCUCCCAGCCUCUCUUGCGGGGCUGCGGUCCUUGCGGCUCCUUGUCCUGCACAGCAACCUCCUGGCCUCGGUGCCCGCCGGCCUGGCCCACCUCCCGCUGCUCUCCCGGCUUGACCUGAGGGACAACCAGCUCCGGGACGUGCCCCCUGAGCUACUAGACGCCCCCUUUGUGCGGCUGCAGGGGAACCCCCUGGGCGAGGCCUUGUCAGACCCUCCGAGUCCCACAGGGACACCCCCAGUUCUGGAAAUGCCCAGGCUGUUCCUGACCUCAGAUUUGGACAGCUUCCCUGUGACCCCCCGAGGCUGCUCUGUGACCCUGGCCUGUGGCGCCCGCCUGCAGUUCCCGGCAGGGGCCACCGCUACCCCCAUCACCAUCCGUUACCGGCUGUUGCUGCCAGAGCCAGGCCUCGUCCCCCUGGGUCCUCAUGACGCCCUGCUCAGCGGUGUCCUGGAGCUGCAGCCCCACGGUGUGGCCUUCCAGCAGGACGUGGGCCUGUGGCUGUUGUUUGUGCCCCCGCGGGCCCGGCGUUUUCGUGAGGUGGUGGUCAGGACCCGCACUGACAACAGCUGGGGUGACCUGGAGACCCACCUGGAGGAAGAGGAACCCACGCACCCGUUCCAGCGGCUCUGGGCUCACUGCCAAGUGCCCCACUUCUCCUGGUUCCUUGUGGUUUCUCGCCCUGUGUCCAAUGCCUGUCUGGUGACACCAGAGGGGACACUGCUGUGUUCCUCCGGGCAUCCUGGGGUCAAGGUCACCUUCCCCCCUGGGGCCACUGAGGAGCCUCGUCGAGUCUCCAUGCAGGUGGUGCACAUGGCCGGCCGGGAGCUGCGCGCUCUCCUGGGGGAGCCAGAGGCCGCGGUGAGCCCCCUGCUGUGCCUCUCACAGAGCGGCCCCCCUGGCUUCCUCCGCCCAGUCACUGUGCAGCUGCCUCUGCCCUCUGGCAUCACAGGCCUCAGUCUGGACCGCUCCUGCCUGCACCUGUUGUACUGGGCCCCUCCUGCAGCCACCUGGGAUGACAUCACAGCUCAAGUGGUGCUGGAGCUCACCCACCUGUACGCUCGCUUCCAGGUCACCCACUUCUCCUGGUACUGGCUGUGGUACACCACCAAGACCUGCGUGGGGGGCCUGGCGCGGAAGGCCUGGGAGCGGCUGCGACUGCACCGCGUGAACCUCAUCGCCCUGCAGCGGCGGCGGGACCCUGAGCAAGUCCUGCUGCAGUGCCUGCCCCGAAACAAGGUGGAUGGCACCCUUCGGCGGCUGCUGGAGAGGUACCAAGGCCCGGAGCCCUCUGACACCGUGGAGAUGUUUGAGGGUGAGAAGUUCUUUGCGGCCUUCGAGCGGGGCAUCGACGUGGACGCUGAUCGCCCCGACUGCGUGGACGGCAGAGUCUGCUUUGUCUUCUACUCACACCUAAAGAAUGUGAAGGAGGUUUAUGUGACCACCACUCUGGACCGGGAGGCUCAGGCUGUGCGGGGCCAGGUGUCCUUCUACCGGGGCACGGUGCCUGAGCAGGUGCCCGAGGAGGCGGAGGCUGCCCGGCGGAGGAAGGGCACUGAUGCCCUGUGGAUGGCCACUCUGCCCAUCAAGUUGCCGAGGCUACGGGGCUCUGAGGGGCAAGGGCGGGGAGCCAACCUCUCCCUGGCACCUCUGAACCUGGGCGAUGCUGAGACCGGCUUCCUGACCCAGAGCAACCUGCUGAGCGUGGCUGGGCGCCUGGGUCCUGACUGGCCGGCCGUGGCCCUACACCUGGGCAUGCCCUACCGUGAGCUGCAGCGCAUCCGGCAUGAGUUCCGGGACGACCUGGACGGGCAGAUACGCCAUAUGCUCUUCUCCUGGGCUGAGCGCCAGGCUGGGCAGCCAGGGGCCGUGGGGCUCCUGGUGCAGGCCCUGGAGCAGAGUGACCGGCAGGACGUGGCUGAAGAGGUUCAGGCGGUCUUGGAGCUCGGCCGCCGCAAGUACCAGGACGGCAUCCGGCGCACAGGCCUGGCUCCCGAGGACCCUGCUGUACCCCCCGGCCCGUCAGCCUCACAGUCCCAAGAGCCUGCCCAGGCCUAGGCCCCACCGACUUUGGGCUGGCCCCUGACGUGCCCCGGCCGAUGGCCAGGACCCCCCACUUUCAAGCCUCUC